CUCAAACCACGAGUGUAAGAGCAGAGCGAACGAGUUGUUUCACAGUCAGUCUGCACUUGUUUGAAAUCUGCACUGUUACUUUAAGGGUCGCCAGCCUUAAAAAUCGCCCUCCCCUCGGCAGUAGCGAGGACAAUAGACUUCUGAAGCUGAGCAACUUCCUCCUCGUAAAACGGAGAUGAACUGCUACAAUCCGAACUGUUAGCUCAGGAAGAAAAGUUUUCCCUUUUCAGCGUGGGUCUGGAGGCAGCAGAAGGAAGUGACAGAAAUCUUUCUUCAGCAUUGCUCGUGCUGUAGCUGGUAGCUCGCCCAGAAACAGGCUGCUUUCUAUUCAACUAUCAAUUCUCGACAAGGCUGGUCUUCUGACAUUUUCUCCAGAGAAUGCGCUACCCUGUUGAAGUUUAACUUGUCGUGCUUGAUAUUGAUUGGGGAGGGGUGAAAGAGAAAAUGGGCAAAUUCUUUUCAAAGAUAUUUGGAAGCAAGGAGAUGCGUAUUCUGAUGCUGGGUCUGGAUGCUGCUGGCAAGACCACGGUCCUGUACAAGCUCAAGCUUGGACAACCCACCACCACCAUCCCAACGGUCGGCUUCAACGUGGAAACAGUCACCUACAGGAAUGUCAGGUUCAAUGUCUGGGACGUGGGGGGGCAGGACAAGAUCCGGCCUCUCUGGCGCCACUACUACACGGGAACCCAGGGCCUAAUCUUCAUGGUGGACUGCGCUGAUCGGGACCGAAUCGACGAGGCCAGGCAAGAGCUCUACCGUAUCAUUAAUGACAGGGAGAUGCGCGAUGCUGUCAUCCUUAUCUUCGCCAACAAGCAGGACCUGCCCGAGGCCAUGAAGCCCCACGAGAUUCAGGAGAAACUGGGACUGACCAGGAUACGAGAUCGCAACUGGUACGUUCAACCUUCCUCGGCCACCACUGGAGAUGGACUCUACGAAGGGUUGACCUGGCUCACCUCUAACUUUAAGACAUAGAGUCCUACCGCAUGGAAACAGCUCCUUCAGCCCAACUCGUUCAUGCUAACCAAGAUGCCCCAUCUAGGCUUAUCCCACUUCCUUGCAUUUGGUCCAUAUUCCUCUAAACAUUUCCUAUCCAUGUACCUCCCCAAAUGUCCUUUAAUUGUUUUUAUUGUAUCUGCCUCGACUACCUCGUCUGGCAGCUUAUUCCAUAUACUCACCACCCUCUGUGUGAAAAAGUUGCACCUCAGGUUCCUAUUAGAUCUCUCCCCUCUCACCUUAAACCUAUGUUAUCUGGGUCUUGAUUCCCCAACUCUGAGUAAAUGACUGUAUUCACCCUAUCUAUUCCCCUCAUGAUUUUAUACACCUCUAUAAGUUUAUCCCUUAGCCUCCUGUGCUCCAAGGAAUAAAGUCUUAGCCUCGCCCUUUUGCUCAGGCCCUUGAGUACUGGCAACAUCCUCGUAAAUCUCUUCGGCACUCUUUCCGGCUUAAUGCAAUUUGAGAAGAAUGUUCAAAACUUCAUAGACUUUCUACACAAAAAAUUCCACACUCCCUGUUUUCAGCUUGGAGGUCUUGACGUGGAAUUGAUUCAACAUGGCCUCGGGCAGGCUGUUUCUAGGCGCAAGUCCCUUGCAUCUUGAAAAGACUGCAGACACUGAAAUUUUGGUCAGGACACUUUGUGUUUUUUGCUUUAAAUUGGUAUGUGAUGAAUAUAAUUGUUUCUCCCUUGUACUGUUAAUGUACUAACAGAAGGGCUGAUACCCAGCUGUGCAGUUUAAAUUACUUUUAUUACAUUUUAAAGAUAAGCUAUAGGAUGAAAAUGUUUUACUAAUUGAUUUCAGGUUAUAAAGUUCAUUGGAGGUUUCCUGAAAAGUAACUUUACACAAACUGUAUUUUUAAUUUGUCUCUGUGGUCAAACUCUUAAGCACCAUGUAGCGUUCAGAAUUUAUUUCGAGCCAUAGUUGUUACAUGUCUGGGAGGAUUCUUUUCGCAGAACAUAGAUUUUUU
Molecule: messenger RNA, 1962 nt
Organism: Leucoraja erinaceus (little skate)
Lineage: Eukaryota; Metazoa; Chordata; Chondrichthyes; Rajiformes; Rajidae
Product: ADP-ribosylation factor 6-like
Exons: 1
Coding region: 445-972 (175 amino acids)
Biological process (GO): intracellular protein transport; vesicle-mediated transport
Cellular component (GO): cytoplasm
Molecular function (GO): GTPase activity; GTP binding
Source: RefSeq, a predicted model, not a curated record